Nestor notabilis (Kea) is the source of this 918-nucleotide messenger RNA. Its product is annotated as neuropeptides B/W receptor type 1-like. Gene Ontology annotation, biological process: neuropeptide signaling pathway. Gene Ontology annotation, cellular component: neuron projection; membrane. The record is from RefSeq and is a predicted model, not a curated record. Gene Ontology annotation, molecular function: neuropeptide receptor activity; neuropeptide binding. Lineage: Eukaryota; Metazoa; Chordata; Aves; Psittaciformes; Psittacidae.
AUGUCCACUCCCACACCGAGACCCAGAUUCUACCUCACAAUGCCAGUCAUCUACUCAGUCAUCUGUCCUGUGGGGCUAACAGGCAACACCGCCAUCAUCUAGCUAAUCCUCAUAGCCACAAAGAUGAAAACGGUCACCAACAUCUUCAUCUUCAUCCUCAGCCUGAUGAGCUGAUGAGCUCAUGAGAUCUUUCCCUUGGUGCUACCCAUGAACCUUGCUGACUACCUGCUCUUGCAAUGGCCCUAUGGAGAAUUCAUGUGCAAGGUCAUCAGCUCCAUAGACCAGUAAAACACCUUUUCCAGCAUCUACAUCCUUACUGAUAGCAUUGACUGCUAUCUGGUUGUGGUUGCCAACACCAAGUCCAUGAAGAUGUCCUACCACGCCUACCAAGCAGCCAAGAUUGUGAGCCUCUGUGUCUGGUCCUUUGUCACAGUCAUCAUCCUGCCCUUCACAGUCUUUGCUAAGAUAUACAAGGAGCAGGGGUGCUCCCAGCGUGCCUUCAUGUUCCCCCAGCCUCCGAAUGUGUGGCGGAGAGGCAGUUGGAUCUACACCCUUAUUUUAGGCUUUACCAUCCCAGUGUCCACCAUGUGCAUUCUUUACACCACCAUGCUGUGCAGAUUGAGAUGUGUGCAUCUCCAUUACAAUGCAGAAGCCCUGGACAAAGCCAAAAAAAAGGUGACACUGAUGGUGGUUGUCAUCCUGUCUGUGUGCCUGUUCUGCUGGGUGCCCUAUCACCUUAGCACAGUGGUAGCCCUCAUCACAGACAUCCCACUAACCCUGUUCAUCAUUGGGAUUUCCUACUUCAUCACUAGCUUGAGUUAUGCCAACAGCUGCUUCAACCCUUUCCUGUAUGCCUUUCUGGAUGACAGUUUCCAGAGAAGCUUUCGCAAACUGGUAGAUUGUAGAACCACCUCAUAA